Messenger RNA from Hibiscus syriacus, 942 nucleotides. RefSeq lists its product as uncharacterized. The transcript has 3 exons. The record is from RefSeq and is a predicted model, not a curated record. The coding region runs from base 140 to 811 and encodes 223 amino acids. NCBI's taxonomy places the organism in Eukaryota, Viridiplantae, Streptophyta, Magnoliopsida, Malvales, Malvaceae.
UCAAAGGUAGACCAAGCAAGCUCCCCAUGACUCAUUGAUUUCCAGUUGCUUCUUUAUUCAAACCCCCUCAGCUACGCCAUUGUUAAACCCUUUAAAAACAAGAAAUUAAAAAGAAGAGAGAACAAUACAAAAACAGAGCAUGGCUUGCUUUCUUCCUUUCAACGACAGGAAUUUAGACGUAACCUUCUUUGUAUUUAAACCAACGGUUGUUCUCGUCGAUGAACUCACCGAAUCAUUGAAACGGUUCUGCGUUUGCACGGAAGAUCUGGGUUGUAUUCAAAGUUCUAUUCUCAAGAGCAUUCAUGGCAAUCUGAUCAUAUGGUAUGGAGGCUGGGUGAAGAAAUCUACUGAAAACAAAGAAGAUUUGAUUAAAACCCUACUAUCAAUGUUAACAAGCAUGUCAAGCAUGGCCAUUUUAACCGAACAUAGUUUCUUUGAUUCAUACGCCGGAGAGUCUAAAGACGGCUCGAAUGCGGCCAAGUUCUCCAAUGGCGACGUGAUCUCGAUGAACCUGAUUUCGUCGCCGUCUUUCAGUAAAUUACAGGACGUCACCUACGCGAACUUAGCUAUAUUCAAGUCAAGUUUCUCGAAGAUGGAGGGAGCAACAUCAGGUGUUUGCUUGAAAUGCCAAACCAUGCCAAUGGUAGCUUGCCUUUAUGUAUGGAAAUCACUUCUCCAUUGCUAUUCAUGGAUCCUGACCUGCGAUUAUCGGGAAAACGUGUUGCCGUACCUCGACGGAUUUUCAUCGAGCGUUAAGUAUGAUCUCUUCUGGGUCGUCUAUGUAAGAGGAAAUGGAGAAAUAGAGAAUUAAAGAAUGUUUCUUACCAACAACAAGUUAGUUUAGUGGAACGAGACACUAGGUCUCUUAAGUAAGGUCAGGGGUUUGAAUAUUGACGUUUGUGAAUGGAGCAAACUGAGUUGGAAGGGUUGCCUUUGUCUCUG